Messenger RNA from Aspergillus neoniger CBS 115656, 1018 nucleotides. RefSeq lists its product as uncharacterized. The coding region runs from base 1 to 951 and encodes 316 amino acids. Gene Ontology annotation, molecular function: methyltransferase activity. The record is from RefSeq and is a predicted model, not a curated record. The transcript has 4 exons. NCBI's taxonomy places the organism in Eukaryota, Fungi, Ascomycota, Eurotiomycetes, Eurotiales, Aspergillaceae.
AUGUCUUCGCGCAUCGAAUCCCUGGCCACCACUAUCACCGACUCAGCCCAACAAUUACAGACUAUGCUAGCGCAGCACGGAAUUAAGGAGCCCUCAUUUUCGGCCACCUGCCCUCCAUCCCUGGCACUGCCCCCGCCCGUCGAGGCCGCACGCAACGCUCUCCUGCACACCGCGAUAAAGCACACCCACCUCAUCACCCUGCACUUCAUCCAAGAAUUCAAUAUCACGCACCUCGUCCCUCCCAAUAGAACAAUCUCAUUUGCAGCUCUAUCCACACAAUACAAUGUCCCCGAAGCCGACGUCCGGCGCCUCAUCCAUCACGCCAUGACCAUCCGCGUUUUCAACAAGCCUGCCAAGAAUGAAGUCACUCACACACGUGCCAGCAUACUCCUGCGCCAGGAAGAUUUUCAUGACUGGAUUAGGUUGACCUGCACAAAUAACUGGCCCGGCGCGACAAAAGGCUUCGCCCUAGCCAACAAUGGCCUGGCGCUCUACAACAUCCUCUCACAGUCACCCACCCGCACCACCACCUUCGCGGCCAGCAAGCGCGGCUACAUCUCAGGGACUGCCAUGGGCAUAACACCGCUGGUCACAUCCAUCCAGCCGCUCCUUUCCACACUCCCGGCAGACAGCGUAGUUGUCAACAUCAGCGGCGCGCAGGGCGACAUCAGUUUCGCGCUGCUGCGCCCGGCACUGUGUCCCGGGGUGCGCGUGCUUAUCCAUGACCACAUUCUUGAGCCAUACCCUGCCCAGGAGCCUAUGUGGAAGCGUAGACUCACUAGUAACAUGGACGUGAAUAUACUGCAGUUGCUCAAUACGCGCGAGAGGGACGAGGCGCAGUGGCACGGGUUGCUGCAGGAGGCGGAUGAGCAAUUCCAGUGGGUUGGGGUCCAGCGGGUGGAGGGGAGCGCGUUGGCGGUUGUGGAGGUGGUCUGGAUGAAUGAUUACUGAUAGCCUGAUAUGAGUAGCACUGAUUAAAAGCAGGAAUAGUCCGGUUUGCUUCCGUAGUACGGAGUAA